Eremomyces bilateralis CBS 781.70 is the source of this 2676-nucleotide messenger RNA. RefSeq lists its product as uncharacterized. The transcript has 3 exons. Bases 1 to 2676 code for a protein of 891 amino acids. The record is from RefSeq and is a predicted model, not a curated record. NCBI's taxonomy places the organism in Eukaryota, Fungi, Ascomycota, Dothideomycetes, Eremomycetales, Eremomycetaceae.
AUGCUCUCCCUGCGCCGUCCCUCUCCCGGUCCUAGUCAUUCCCGGCGAGCAUCUCCCAAGCGGCAACCUCUCCGCGAGCACUCCCAAUCCCGCACAAACGAAUUGGCCCGUCCGAGCAUCCGCAUAAUUGAUGAAGAUACCGCCGCCGCAUAUUUCAAAUCCCCCUUCCCGAGCCACCCUUCCCACAUCUUGCGCCCACACAAUGCGCCCGAUUCCAUCUUCGAAGACAAGGAUGUGCGAGUUUCAGCCGACACCUCUGCGUCCAAUGUUGUAACCACCGGCAGUCCGGACGACGGCCUGAUUCCUCAACCUCUGAAACCGCGAAAGUCCCCUUCAGACCGUCAAUCGACCUCCACCAGCUCCGAAGCGGGUACCUUUCGAACGACUGGUUCUCCCUAUACGCCCUCAUCCAGUCGCUUCUCCCAGGCCUCUACUCCCCCGUCGUCCCUAGCCACUGGUGAUGAGGACUUCCUUGAAGGAGUCUUGAGUAACGUCCAGGAAGCGAAUCCAUCUAGCAUAAGACUCGUCGCCUCCGAUCCACUAUCAUCUUCCCCGACCCCUACAUCGCAUAUCGAUCACGCCCGAAGACUGAACGAACAGCGAUCCGGAAGCUCUCUCGCAUCUUCUGCAACGUCGGAUGCCUUGACCAUUCGUCAUCCAGAGGGUCCGCAUACCACGGUCUCAUCCUCCCCACCGUCCUCGCCGAACUUUAUCGUCCAUUCUACACCCGGCAAGCACCAACGCUCGGUAUCUUCGCUCAGCGCUCGAAGCUCGAAGUCGGCUUCGCCGUCGAGUAAGCACAGUGGAGGAACCAUCGUCAAGCACUCAGCGGAGUCGCUAGGUAGAUCCGACUCUUCCUCGACCGGCAACUCGGAUCGUCCUCGGUCAGCCUCGAGUCCUGUGACUCCUUUACGCUCCGCCAUCCGGCUUGCGGUCGAGACCGGAGUCCCGAUCCAGUACCCAAUUGUUCGACAAUCUCCAGCGAGCAAUUCAUGGGCCUCGUCGUCCACGGUCUCACCACGCGUUUCCCCACGAAUGAACGACGGGCCAUCCCGAGCGCAAUGGAGCUCUCGUCUCUCCACGAUACCGUCCGAGACAGAGUCGCGCCCGUCCCACUCUUUUUCCAUACCUCAUGAGAAAGAAGAGGGUCGGGAGAGCGGGGAUAUCUUGGAUGGCCUCUACCGCGAGCGCUCAUCUAGCCCGAGGCGGUGGGGGCGUCCCGAGAGCGAGUCAUCUAACGGUGGCCUUCGAUCAAUUGCUAGCGAGUCAACCAUGCCAUCUGUUGCGGCUCCUGCGCCCCUCUUCUCUACGCAAUAUUUAUCGCCAUCGUCUACGGUCCCGUCCGGUCGUGACUCGGAAGAACAAGAUGACCAUGUCGCCGAUCUUCCGUCUCCACAACUGCGCCAACAGCGAUCGGGUUAUUUCAGGAGAUAUUCUGAUACGUUGUCGAGGCCGACUUCGUCAGGAUCUACGUACUCGGCGAGAAGCUCCGCACCGAGCGUUAUCGCUAGCACGCUACCGGCAUGGGCAAGGGCAUAUUAUCGUGGUUCUGUCCUGCUACCACCCACAUCAUCGCAUUCCAAUGUCGCGUUCCCGAUUUCUUUUCCGCCGGAGACGUCAACGCCACCCCAGACAGUCCCGUCGACUUCCAUCAUCCGUCAAACGACUUCCGCCUCGGCUCGGUCAACCAGUCCCUCCGCUCACUUUCCGUUAUCCCUAUUCCAUCCCCGAAAGCGCCCGCGACAAUCCAACCUCCGCGGUGCCGCCGCGACCUCCCCUACUGGCGUGUCACGAUUAUCACCCACGCCCGAGCACCCGGACCAGUCUCGACGCUCCGUGCUUCGACGCUCUAAAAGAUUUUCAAUCAUUUCCAGGCGCGUGCGAAUGUCGUCGGCACGUAGUUCGCAGCUUCCCCCGCCUUCGCCUCCGCGCACACCCUCUCCAACCCUCUCCGACCUGCCCACCGACCCCGCGGUCACUGAUACGCGUCUCGCUUCCGAUGACCCAUCCGCAGUCGAAUCAUUUGCCGCCCGUCAGUCUCGCACUGCUCGGCUGACCGCGCUUUCCCUCCGCCCUCCACAGCCACAGUAUCUCUCGGGAGCAAUCCCAGGGCUCAGCCUCAACUCGCCACGAUUGCCUCGUGACCGUCGCAGCGCCGGGCGGAUGUCCGUCUGGGUUACCCCGAGUCUCGACGAGCCGAUUGGACCGCGUGCCGUGUUUGGCGGCGUCGGCCGGCAGAUCGCCCUCUUCGCCGUCGGGUUCGUCUUCCCGCCGGCCUGGUACGUCGGCGCUCUGCUGCCGUUGCCGCAGCGGCCUACCGCUCGGUACGACGAGAGCGAUGUCGAGGCCGGUGGACCGGCUGCGGCGCUAGCUGGCUUGGAAGGAACCACGGCAGAGAAGGCACCCAAGCGUAGCAAGCAGACGGGGAAAGCAAAAGUGCGGACGGAUACCGUCGGCGUUGAUGAUCCCAAUGCUCCGCCCACCCGUCCUAGCUACGACGCGGAUAUCCAGCAAGCGCUCGCACUUCGGCUAGACGCUUAUGAAGAGAAGCAGUUUCUCAAGGCCCGAUGGUGGCGGAAUCUGAACCGUAUCAUGUGUGUGGUCGGGCUGUUGCUGAUCGGUGCCGUGAUUGCAUUGGCCGUGGUCGGAACGAGGAUGCGGGACGGACGAAUGUAA